Messenger RNA from Pelagomonas calceolata, 1309 nucleotides. Lineage: Eukaryota; Pelagophyceae; Pelagomonadales; Pelagomonadaceae. The record is from the annotation of a GenBank genome assembly.
CAGCGCGGUUGGCAUCCAUCUCGUGCGCCCGCGCCGCAGCGGUCGCGUAGCAUCGUUGAAGAGGUGCUGAGUAUCAGCACGCGUCGUGGCCAACGCGGUCGCGUCGAAAGACCGACCGGCUGGGCCUCCACGGGCAGCCCCCAGCCUUGGGGCUGCCCCAGGCGUGCCCUUGCGACGCGCACCCGUCGCCUCCCGUCGACAAGCGACCCACGGGCACGUGAACCGCGAUGGGCCUCCUCGAGUGCAUCUGCGGCUACGGCGUCGCGCCGACGGCCGACGACCGCAUCGCCAAGGCGAUGCAGACGUUUAACCUGAAAGUGCGUUCCCGGUGUGUAGAGGCGGUCUCACUUCAUUGAAACGCGUCGUCUCCGCGAGAGCGGGCGAGGGGUGGUCUCGUUUUCGAGUUUGAGCCGUUUCGCGGCGCGUCAGAGAGACCGUCGUCGUGAUCCCACGCCGCGCGCAGGAAAAAGAUAUAAGAGUACUGUGGCACAUGUUCAAGAAGCACGACAAGGAGCGCCGGAGCAUCAUCGCUAUUAGUGACUUCUACGACAAAAUAGUAUUCGUACCCAGAACCAUUUUUUGCGAUGGGCUGUUUGAUCUGAUAGAAGCCGCGGACUCAGAAUCAAUAGAUUUCGGGGAGUUCGUGGCGGCCGUCACCACCUACUGCUUCUUCGAGAUCCCGGAGGUCCUCAAGUUCUGCUUUUUCGUCUUUGAUCGAGAUAAAAAAGGUUUUAUUACGCAGGAGGAGAUGCGGCUCUUCGUCGACGCGAUGCACGGCAACGAGAUGUCUACCAAUGUUGAGUUCGCCUUAGAUAAUUUGAAAUAUAGAAAGGACGGGAAAUUUGACUUCGAGGAGUUCAAGGGCAUGCACCACUUAUAUCCAUCGGUGCUGUUUCCCGCCUUCCGGUCCGCGGCUCAGUGUCGACACCGACGCCCUCGUCAUGAUCAUCCGAGAGUCUACGCACAGGCUGCAGAACGCGAUGAUGCAGGCCAUGGGCGGCGAGCAGUUCUGGGAGUCGAAGAAGCUCGAGCUGUCCAUGCAGAAGGAAGACGAGAGGAAACGGGAGGCCAAUAGGGAGGCCCGCGAAAAGGCGGAAGCUUAUAAAUAUAGGGAGGACCAGGUCAGAAGACAUAUGGGUUCCAUCAAGUACUACCUGAUGCCCAAGAACCGGGCGAAAUAUUAUGAAGUGUAUCCUCUGCCCAAAAAAUAUAGGGUGAUGGAGGAGCAAGAACGAGCUCGGGCGAAGCGUGAAAAACAAUUGGCCGAGAUGCGGAAGAAGAAGGCGGCCCAGUAAUGUUUGUUGUGUGA